Plasmodium berghei ANKA is the source of this 4113-nucleotide messenger RNA. RefSeq names its product AP-3 complex subunit delta, putative. The record is from RefSeq and is a predicted model, not a curated record. Bases 1 to 4113 code for a protein of 1370 amino acids. Gene Ontology annotation, biological process: protein targeting to vacuole; Golgi to vacuole transport. The transcript has 3 exons. Gene Ontology annotation, cellular component: membrane coat; endosome membrane; AP-3 adaptor complex. Lineage: Eukaryota; Apicomplexa; Aconoidasida; Haemosporida; Plasmodiidae.
AUGAACAACUCAUUCAUUGCUUUAAUCAAAGACAUAAAAAGAGAUGACAGCUUAAAAAAUGUGGAAAGAAACUAUCAAAUAUGUAUAAAUAAUUUAAAGGAUUUAGAAAAAAAAAAACAAAAUGAUAAAAUAUUUCCAUUUAACAAUGUAAUUAAAGAAAAAUCAUAUAUUUUAUUAAAAUUAUUAUACCUUCAAAUGUUUGGAAAAAAAAUAGAUAAAGAACAUAACUUUUCAGUAAUAGAAAUAUUAACAUGUAAUAAAUAUAUAUUAAAAAGACGAGCCUUUUUAUUUCUUAACAAUAUAAAUGAUAAUGAAGAUGUUAUAUUUUUAUUAAUAAAUUUAUAUAAAAAAGAGUUAUAUAAAGAAAAUAUAUCUAAUACAUUAGGAACAAAAACAAGGGUUUUAAACUCGUUAACAAAUAUUAGUACAUCAAUAAUUAAAGAUAAUCUUAUUAUGCUAGCAAAUACUUACAAUAAUUAUGGAAAUAAUGGAAUUAAUUCAAACAUAGGACCUCGAAAUUCUACAUCUACUGUAAAAUCAGGUUCAAAUUUUGUAUCAAAAGAAAAUGAUUUGUCUCAUUUUCAAUUUAGUAAUAAUAUAGAAAAAUAUUAUAAAAUUAUUAACACUACAUUAAUUUUAAAUAGUAUAAGCAAUAUUUGCACUGAUAUAAUGAGUAAUAAUUUAUAUAAUGAUAUAUUUAUGUUAUUAAACAGUUCAUUUAUGUAUGUAAGAAAAAAAAGUAUAAUAAGUUUUUAUAGGCUUGUUAUUUGUAAUUUAGAUAUUUUACAUAUUUUUUUCGAUUUUAUAAAAAAAAAUUUUAUUUUACUAUAUAAUAAUGAAUGUCCAUCUUAUGAUACUUUACAUAAUGAAGAGCCCGGUUAUGUUCUGAAAAAUAAUACAUCGUUAUGUUGCCUGAUUAUUAAUAUUAUUGCUGAAAUUUUCUGUACAUUGGAAAAACAUGAAAAAAAAAAUACACACCAAAAUAUUAACGAUAAUAUAAACACAGAGUCAGAAAUAAUUUAUCAAUUUGAUAAAAAAGAAAAAAAAUAUAGUUCAAAAUUUGUACAAAGUAAUUCAAUUGGUGAACACACACAUAAUGAUAAAACCCAACAAAGUAAUCCUAUGUAUUUAAAAAAAUAUCUUUCUUUUAUUCCAUUUAUUUAUAACAUUUUGAAUGAUCGUCUACAUUUAAUAGACAAUUGGAGACUAAUAAAAAUUAUAAAAUUUAUAAAUAAAUUAACAAAAUAUGAAAAUAGAAUAUAUAAAAAAUUUCUUUCCAUAAUUAUUCAUAUAUUUUAUACAAAUAAAGCACAAAGUGUUGUUUAUGAAUGUUUUGAGUUUAUUUUGUUUAAUUAUAAAAAUACUUACAAUUUGGAAAUUAAUUUGGAUAAAUAUAUUUCAGGAAAUGAAAAAAACCUGAACAAGCAAGAAAAUAAUGCACAAAUGAACCAAAAUAUUAUGAACAGACAUGAAAAUAAUGAGGAACGUUAUAAACAAAUAGAAAGUUUAAAUAAAAAUGAAAACAUAAACAAAGAAAAUGGAAAUGUGCAAAAUGAAAGUGAUACAUUAUUAUGUUAUUGUUUUUCACAUUUAAUAAAAUAUUUAUAUAGUGAUGAUAAAAACAUUGUAUAUGUAUGUACAAAGUUAUAUCGAUCUAUAUUUGCAAUAUCAGAUUUAUAUAAUAUUUUUGUAAAAUAUAAUUUAAUGCACGAUUUUUCAAGACAUAUAUUUAACAAUUUUGAACAUAAAGAUAUAACAUUAAGAAAUAACUUAUUAUAUAUUAUAUAUUUUUUAAUAAAUAAAAAUAAUUUUGAAAAUAUUAUUUAUAAUAUACUUGCAUAUAUAUAUAAAAAUAAUGAUCAAGAAUAUUUAGAUGAAUAUAUAAAUGUUAUAUUAAAAUAUGGAGAAAAUAAUUUAAAACAUUUAAAUAAUAUUAAUCUAUAUAUUUUUAUUUUAUUUUAUAUUUUAUGUCUUAAAAAUCAUGGAACAAAUAUAAAAAUAUUAGACCAAAUACACAAAAUUAAUUCACAAUUUUCUAGUACACAUAUAUCUACAAAUUUUUUAAGUUCUCUUUUUAUUAUUACAUAUGGAAAUUUUUUAAUUAGUACAAUAUUAAUAAGAAAAGAAAUUGGAAAUAAUAAUUGUUUACCCAUUGAUAGUAUAGAAAAUAACACAAAACACAAUUUGUCUACUUUAAUAAAUGAAAAAAAUGAUAUACAAGAAAAUUUAGAAAACAACGAAAUGGAUGUAGACAAUCCUACCUUAAAUGAUAAUCCGAUUUACAAUUGUAACGAUUCGACAAGAGCUGUAAAAGAAAAUGACAAAAAAAAAUUAUCAAUAAACACUAGGAUUUACAAUUUUAAUGAAACUGUCGAAAAUGAAGUUGAUUAUUUUUUUAAUAACCAUAACGAAAGUUUAGAAAAAUACGAUUUAUUCGAAUAUAUUAUAAGCAUAUUAAAAAUAGAAGACAAGAUAAGUUAUAGCAAAGAAAAUACAAGUAAAUAUAUUAAUAUAAAUAAUAUGAAUAUAAAAUGUUUUGAUUAUUUAAUAUAUUUUAUAAGUAUAUAUAUACAAGAAACAUAUAAAGAAAUAAAAGAAUUUAAAAGCGAUAAUUUUUUAAAUAUAUUUUUUUUUUCAUUAUAUUUAUUUUUUAUAAAAUUUAGUACUAGUAGUAUAUUAUGGAAUGUAACCAAAAUUUUUGUAUUUUUUUCACAAUAUAACAAAUUUUCUGAUUUAUCUUUUUUUUAUUUAUCUAAAUUAGAAAAGUAUAUAGAUUAUUUGAUAUUUAAGCAAAAUGAUAUGCAAAAUUUGGAUAGAUCUUUAAUUUUAAAACAUAUUUUAGCACUUAUAAAUAGCAAACAAUCUACAAAUACGUCAAUAUUUUACAAUUAUUUUGACACAAAAAUAGAAAUAGAGAAUAUUGAAACAUCUUUUAACUAUUCAAUUCCAUUUAAAUAUAAUGAUUCAUUUUUUUUACAAACUAAUAACCAGAAUUCUGAUAAUACCUCUAAUUUUCAAUAUGUUGAUAAAUAUCAUAAAACUUCCAAAUCACAAACUUUUAACGACGAAUUAGAUAUUUUGUUAUAUAAAACUAAAAGAUGUAGUAACAUUUUGAAAGAAAAUAACUUAUUAUUCCUUGUUCAUAUUAAUAACCAUUUUAAAUUAUAUUAUUAUAUAACUCAAGAUCAUAUUUUAUAUCUUUAUAUUGAUUGUAUUAAAGAUGAAACUAACAUAAAUAAUAUUGUUUUGUCUUUAUCUGCAAAUAUAAUUGAAUAUAAAACAAAUAUUGAAAAACAAGAACAAUUUAAAUUGGUGAAUAACCAGGAAAAUUAUUUUUUUAAAUUUAACCAAAAUUAUUUAAAUGAACAAAUUCAGAAUAUUGAUGAUACCCAAUUAGAAGACAACACUAAUAAUCAAAAUAUUAAUACAAAUAAAAAAAUAACAAAAAAUGAAAUAAAAAUUUCAGAUAAUAUUAUUGACUGUUUAACUAUGUCGAUAAAAUUUUCAACACAUUUUAAUUAUAUUAAAUUGAUGCUUAGUUAUUCCUACAAUAUGGAAAGUUACGAAACUUCGAGUAUUACUAUUCCAUACUUCCCUAUGACCCCGUUUGUUUUAUCUUUGGAUGAAUUUAAGAAGAUUGAUAAAAAAAAAGGUAAAUUUCGAAAUACUAUUCAUGAAAUAAAUUUAGAAAAAGAGAAAGAUGUUCGAAAAGUGGUUUUUAAUUAUUUUGUUUUUUUGUCUGAACAUAUAAAUAUGUUUUUUUUUAACAUCAAAAAUGCAUAUUUAAAUUUGAAAAAAAAUAAUGAUGCUUCGGACCUUCGUAUAAUCCUAUGCACCAAAAGGAUCGACAAACAAGAUGGAAUCAUUCUACUAAUAAACAGCAACCACACCAAAAUCGAACAUGCCAAAAAUGACGAUAAAAACGAAAACAGAGAAGGCGAAGACAAUGAUAAAAAUGAAGCACAUCUUAUAUCUUAUCAAAUUGAUAUUCAAAUAAAUUUAUUAAAUUCAUCACAAAAAGAAGAUGAACUAUUUCUGGACUACUUAAAUUAUUAUUUAUCUGCUUUAUUUUCAAAAAAAAUUAAUAUCGAUGAUAUUUUCUCACAGUUCUAA